Chenopodium quinoa (quinoa) is the source of this 1319-nucleotide messenger RNA. RefSeq lists its product as uncharacterized. The transcript has 2 exons. Bases 147 to 701 code for a protein of 184 amino acids. The record is from RefSeq and is a predicted model, not a curated record. Lineage: Eukaryota; Viridiplantae; Streptophyta; Magnoliopsida; Caryophyllales; Amaranthaceae.
AGCUCAAACAAUCACAAAUAUGACCGUGGGAUAGGGAAUAAAAAUAUAUAUAAAAUAGACUCAUCACAGGUGAACCAUGGCAGCCUCACAUUAAUGUGAACCGGGGAGAGCCCGUCAUCGUCGACGACCCGGUAACUGGUGAGAGCAUGGGUUGGAGGAUGCUGAAGGACUUGGCCACACCGUCCGACAGGCCUAUUGAUCGGCUAUCCGCUCCUUGCGACCAGCUAAUGAAUGAUAUGCUGAGGACUGUCAACUCGGCUGUGGAGGUUGUACAUAUGUACAAAUACUACCAUAGAUAUGCAGACCAAGCUGCCGUAAAGGUGAAGAAGAUUGAUGACGAGGGCAAGGCUGCUGUUCUCGAGCUCGAGGAAAACAAGAUCCAGAUGAAGCUUUUGGAAAAGCAAGUUGUUGAUCAUGAAGAGUUGAAGAAAAAACUUUUGUAUCAAAACAAGCUGAUAACAAAGAUUGCCGAUCUGGAAAAAAGCCUAAAAGUUGAGAAAGCGGAUAAAGAGAAACUGGUGAAAAGCUUAGAUGAAGCUCAGCGUGAGAGGCUCGGUAUCAGGCGCCGAGCCGUCAACUGUUUUCUGAGGUCUGACCUAUACCAAGAUAAGCUGGUGGAUCGCUAUACCGGUGGAUGGGUGGCGGCGCAUCGUUGUGUAUGCAAAGCCGAGUUGGGAAGAGACAAGAUGGCAGUCAGUUGAAGAUGCUUACGGCAAGGAUAAGCAUCAUUCUCCUACCAGCUAUGAAGAGGCAUAUUUCGCUGAUCCCCCCAGCAUUGAAACAAUGACCAAUGUUGAUCCACAAGAGUAUCCCGAUGAAGAAUUUGGUGACGCCCUCCUUGCCAACCCCCCCAAGCGAGAAAGGACCAGAGAAAGAGUCCGAGAAGAAAAAAGAUUAAUGGGGCGGGCAGUCAUCACCAAACUCGUCAUGUGGAUCUUCGUUUUCAUGUAACCGUCGCUAAGCUUAAUGAAGUUUGGUUUUUUUUGUUUUAAGACUAUGUUUUCGUUAGUAUAAAAAAAAUUGUUGUCUGAAUUUAGUCGGUCUGAUCCUCGUGUUUUUGGGUGAUGGCUGUCGUUUUUUUUUUUUUUUUUUUUUUUUUUUUUUUAUGUUUCUAAAUAUGCUUUGACAACUUUUUAAGUUUUAACUGCUACAUAUACAUGAAGCCUUUAUUGCUAUGAAUUAUUUGUCUUUGUUAUCUGCAUAUUAAUUACAUAGCGUACUUUUAGCCCGUCUUAUCUUUUAAUUUGUUUAAGAAAGUGGAGCGCUUAAACAUUUUUUAGAUAUCGGCUACUGUUUUUUUGCAGAUUUAUAUCUUUACA